AUGGGCGAGCUCUUUGAAGCGCACAAUUAUCUCAGGGACCUGGUUCCGGAGAAGGGCUUCAAGUUCCUCGAUUUGGGCUGCGCUCCUGGAGGUUUCAGCUCCUACCUCCUGGAGGACCCAAGGUGUCGCAUGGGCUUUGGCGUUACUCUCCCGUCGACUGUGGGAGGGUUUCCAAUGCGUCUGCGGUCGCCCAACUUCCUGCUGCAACAAGGAGACCUGUUUGAGCUCGGGCCGGCGGACCUUGUCGCCAAGGAAGUUCACAUCUGCAUUUGUGAUGCGCAGUACAUGCGCAAUGAGGUUGCCUGGGAUGAGAGGUACACAGGGGUGCGUUGCCGAAGUAAGCAGCACGGCGUUUGGGCACUGCUAGUCAAGCAGUUCUGGCUUGGUCUGACAAGGCUUCUUGCCGGCGGCAUGCUGAUUUUCCGCUUCGGCUGGAGAGAUGGACCUCCCGAGGAUCUGGCCACGGUUUGGUACAAAAAGUGCACCUUGAGACUGUUCGCUUUACUUCACGACCUGUUUAAACAGGUCAAAGAUGUGAAGUCCGACUACUUCAACGCUCUCCAGAGCUCCUUCUACGUCUGCUGCUCGGGUUUCGACAGGAGACGCUUCGAAGAGCGCGAGGUUGCAAAGUUACUCGGCAACAACUUCAACUACCUCGUCACGACGAGGAUCGGCGAUGCAAACCAGCUGGAGAUACUGCAGCAGGUCGACAGCAUUCGCACGAAGGAGGUGGACGACAGCAUCACCAGUAUGCUGGACCGGAUAGAGAAGCUCCGGAUCAUCAAUGAACAAAGUCGUCGAUGGCACCAGCGGCUCGAAGAUAGGGCGGACGACCCCAGGGCCGUGGUUAUGGUUUCACCAGUGUCGGAGGCAUUGAAGGAAGAGGACCUGGCCGCCAUUUUUUCAGUGUACGGACGAGUCAAGCGCGUUGACAUCGAAAGGGCAGAACAGAAGGCAAUGGUCCAGUUUGCGCUUGCAGAACAUGCAACAGCUGCAGCGGCUACUUUGCCAGGGACGCAAGCGUUUGCGCCGGGAAUGAGGAUAUGGCAGGGAGAGGACGUGCAUGGCUGGUCCUACACAGAUGCCGCCGAUGCCUGGGGCCACGUGCAGGUCCCUUGGGAGUGGCAUGCAGCUCAUGCAGAGGUGGGGAUGACCUCGGCGCCGGACAGCUUCCACGGUUCAGGAUACUCGCCUCACUCGCAGCAUGGCAGCUUCGACGGUGAUGCGUGGGUUGCAUCUCCCCACUCCCGGCCUUGUGGCGGUUUCUGA
This is a messenger RNA of Symbiodinium necroappetens, 1269 nucleotides long. The record is from the annotation of a GenBank genome assembly. Lineage: Eukaryota; Dinophyceae; Suessiales; Symbiodiniaceae.